AUGUGCGUGAACCCUACGCACACUCGGGCCGCGCUGUACAUACGCACACAAACAUACGGGCGCAAGAUUAAGGGCACAAUAGCGAGGGUCGAAGCAUAUUUUGAUUUAUUUCGUACUCACAUACUAUACGUGUUUUUGGAGGUUUUAGCGGUUGCCGCGUCUUUCGGUGGUCGAGAGCGGAAAUGCGACUCUCAGCGGAUUGUGCAUAGACGGAACUGCACCGACGGCGCACACAGUACUACUAGACCGCGUGCGUACUUAGCCAUUACCUUGUAUUUACUGAAACCGAAUGCAGCGGACCGCGCGCGCUUGAUACUUGCUGCACUUCGAGUGACGUCGGCGCGGCUGGGGCAGACUCGUACGCAAAUUGAUGUCGACUAUGUUAUAUUCUCUAAAUAUGUAACAGAUUGA
This is a messenger RNA of Leptosia nina, 411 nucleotides long. NCBI's taxonomy places the organism in Eukaryota, Metazoa, Arthropoda, Insecta, Lepidoptera, Pieridae. The record is from the annotation of a GenBank genome assembly.